Molecule: messenger RNA, 1695 nt
Organism: Fulvia fulva
Lineage: Eukaryota; Fungi; Ascomycota; Dothideomycetes; Mycosphaerellales; Mycosphaerellaceae
Exons: 2
Coding region: 1-1695 (564 amino acids)
Biological process (GO): transmembrane transport
Cellular component (GO): membrane
Molecular function (GO): transmembrane transporter activity
Source: RefSeq, a predicted model, not a curated record
AUGGCCAAUGACCAAGAUCGGGAUUCGAUCAAGUCAAAAGCCAUGGUUUCCGUUCACUCCAGAAGUUCUGCAGAUUCGGAGAGGACACCGCUUCUCCGCAAAGAAUCAAACACCCCAGCUGCGGAGCCAAGAUGGGGCAAUUCAGUAGUGUUGAGGGUAUUGUUCACUUCAUGCCUUAUGUCACUGUCAUUUGGCGUGACGCAGGUGCCACUUAUCUAUGUCUUCGGCGUAAUGACCUGCGACGAGUAUUAUAAGACUCAUCCCGACCCCGGCCCAGUACCUGGUCGAUGUAGAAUAACGGACGUCGAAGCAAGCACAGCACGUGCUGUGGCACUUCUUGGAGCUGGAACAACAUUCUUUGGCGUAGCAAACCUGUUCUGGACUGGCUGGUGUAUCAAGCGAUUCGGUAUCAAGUCAGCACUUCUCACUUCCUGCCUCUGGCCUGCUGUGCGAUUAGCCGUCCAGAAUGUCGGGGUUCAGCUUGGAGCUGGCAUUGGCAUCAUCAUCAUCCAAUGCUCGCAAGCGAUUACAAUCUUCGGCGGGCCUGCAGGCUACCUUCUCGCGCUCAACUCGUAUGCCACCGAGAUCGUGAAGCCGGAGCAAAGGACUGCCACUCUUGGACGAUUACAAGGAGUCGCGUUCUUCGGCAACUCUCUGGGAUAUCUUGCCGGUGGCCUACUAAGUGACCUCAUCAGCACCAUUGCGCCGUUCAGAGCAACACUUGUACUGUUCUGCAUUUCUACGACCUAUGUCUUCUUGUUCCUCCCGCAAUUGCCGAACGACAUUACGCCCGAACAGUUGAAGAAGACAGCGUCUUUGGGUGCAUUCUUCGAGCCACUCAAAAUGUUUGUACCGCAGAGGUGGGCACUGAAAGACGGUCGUGUGCAAAGGGAAUAUGGGAUGCUUCUCCUUGGUGCCGGAGCCUUCUUCGCACUCCUCGCAACCGGCUACAUCCCCGUGCUGUUGCAAAUGUUCGCCACCGACGUCCUCGACUUCGGCACAACUGAGAACGGGUACCUCAUCUCCGUCAACUCCCUGGUCCGCGGCUUGUUCCUCACUUUCGCUUUUCCCGCCAUCAUCCACGGCGGCAGAAAUUGGAUGGACAACCGAGAUGGCAACCGCGCAGAAAAGCUCACCCGGAGAUCAUCGAUAAUGUCAGAACCUCCCCUCAAUCUGGAAGACUACGAACCAGGCCCAAUCGAGGGCGACGCAGACCACGAACCUCUUCACCCACCAGCCCCCAACGAAAAAGAAGAAUCCUUCCAAUUCGACCUAAUCUACACCCGCUACAGCAUCCUCGUAGACGGCAUCCUCACCGCCCUCGCAACCUUCGCAACCCAAGGCUGGCAACUCUACAUCGUAGCCAUCAUCCUCCCCCUCGCAGCCGGAACGGGAUCCGCUGCCAAGGGCACGAUCCUGCAAAUGUGCUCGCCCUCGCAACGGGCUGACGCGCUGAGUGCGAUCAGCUUAGUGGAGAUGAUGGCGCGAUUGGCGACAACGGGGUUGUUUGGGUACGUUUUCUCGGCUUCUGCGGCGAUUGGGAGGCCGAGUUUGACGUUUUUGGCGAAUGGCGGGUUGGCGGUGGGUGCGUUUGUGGUGUUGAUGGUGACGAGGUUUCCGCCGGAGGGGGCGGGGAGGGUUGUUGAAGAGGGAGAGGGAGAGGGAGAGGGAGGGGAGGAAGAGGAUGUGGGUUGA